AAGAGAGAGAAAGGACCCGGAAUCUAAAAAAAAAAAAAAAAAAAACCCUAACCAAAAACAGUUGCCGUCAUCUUAUCUUCUUCUACAACUCUGAGUCUCGACUUCCCCAUCUCCUCUCACUCGGAUAAGCAGCGGCGCUCCGGCCGUCCGGCGACCUCCCCUCUGUCAGGAACGCUCUUUCUCACUACAAUCCCUAAGUCGGUGGUCUUCCUUGCAAAUUGCCAUCAACAAUCAUGGCGACUCGGCUGCAAUUUGAGAACUCGUGCGAAGUUGGAGUGUUUUCGAAGCUCUCGAACGCUUAUUGUUUGGUCGCCAUUGGUGGUUCUGAAAACUUCUACAGCACAUUCGAAUCGGAGUUGGCUGAUCACAUUCCGGUUGUUAAGACCUCCAUCGGCGGCACUCGUAUCAUUGGUCGCCUUUGUGCCGGAAACAAAAAGGGUCUUCUCUUGCCCCACACUACUACCGACCAAGAGCUUCAGCACCUGAGAAACAGUCUUCCUGAUGAAGUAGUAGUUCAGCGCAUUGAAGAGAGACUUUCUGCUCUUGGUAAUUGCAUUGCUUGCAAUGACUAUGUUGCUCUCACCCACACCGAUCUCGAUAGGGAAACUGAAGAAAUGAUUGCGGAUGUUCUCGGAGUUGAAGUUUUUAGGCAGACAAUUGCUGGAAAUAUUCUUGUUGGCAGUUACUGUUCCUUCUCCAACAAGGGUGGCCUGGUUCACCCUCACACCUCUGUUGAAGACUUGGAUGAACUUUCAACGCUUCUUCAGGUACCUUUGGUAGCCGGGACUGUCAACCGGGGUAGUGAAGUCAUAGCUGCAGGCAUCACGGUGAAUGACUGGACGGCAUUCUGUGGCUCAGACACCACUGCAACUGAACUCUCAGUUAUUGAGAACGUCUUCAAGUUGAGGGAAGCUCAGCCUAGUGCCAUCGUUGAUGAGAUGAGAAAAUCUUUGAUUGAUACUGUUGUCUGAAUGCUAAUUUCGUGCUCGCUACCUUAUUAUUUGUUUGAUGACGAUAGUUCUAAAGCACUUGAUUAUUACUUUUCAGUUUCGCUUCAAAGCUGCUUUGGGUUUUCUGGUUCAUAACAACUUUUUAUUCCUGUUUAAAUGCGACUCUGUAAACCAAUGGCCUAAGUGAUCUUCAGCAAUGUGGUCAUGGGCUAAUUGGGUGUCUAUGAUGGGUGUAAUAUAUGGUGCGCAUUAGAGAAAGCUGUAAGAAUAUUACUGUGACAUGUUAUUAUGUUCCGGGGUUAUAUUAUUGUGAUUGCUUCGACUCUUAA
Messenger RNA from Morus notabilis, 1279 nucleotides. RefSeq names its product eukaryotic translation initiation factor 6-2. Gene Ontology annotation, molecular function: ribosomal large subunit binding. Gene Ontology annotation, biological process: maturation of LSU-rRNA; assembly of large subunit precursor of preribosome; ribosomal subunit export from nucleus. The coding region runs from base 234 to 971 and encodes 245 amino acids. Gene Ontology annotation, cellular component: nucleolus; preribosome, large subunit precursor; cytosol. The transcript is spliced from 8 exons. The record is from RefSeq and is a predicted model, not a curated record. NCBI's taxonomy places the organism in Eukaryota, Viridiplantae, Streptophyta, Magnoliopsida, Rosales, Moraceae.